Molecule: messenger RNA, 1824 nt
Organism: Micromonas pusilla CCMP1545
Lineage: Eukaryota; Viridiplantae; Chlorophyta; Mamiellophyceae; Mamiellales; Mamiellaceae
Exons: 3
Coding region: 1-1674 (557 amino acids)
Biological process (GO): phagocytosis
Cellular component (GO): cytoplasm; nucleus
Molecular function (GO): histone H4R3 demethylase activity; P-TEFb complex binding
Source: RefSeq, a predicted model, not a curated record
AUGACGACGUCUGUGCACAUCACGUUCGACGACGAGGCGGUCCCGACCUACGUCAAGGGCGCGCCGUCCCCGGCGGCGGCGGCGGCCGAAGGCGCGUCGAAGAAGAAUCCUCCUUCCGAAUCGUCCGCCGACGCCGACGCCGUCGCCGCGAAGAUCGCGGCCGCGGACGCGUCCGCGUCCCGGCGCGAGAAGGACGGGAAGCACGACAAGAAGAAGUCAAACGCGGACGGCGGCGGCCGCGACGACGACGCGAAGGAGAAGGAGGACGCCGCCGAUGAUAAGAAGGACGCGAAGCUGUCGCCUCUGGAGCGAUGCGAGAAGCGAAUUCGACACGCGAAGCGCGCGACGCGCUCGGAGCUCUCCGUCAGCGGCGGCGAGUGGCAGAAGAACGGGUACUACCUCGACGCGAGCGUGCUGAGCACCGCGAAUCUGGGCGACGACGUGCCGCGGAUAUCCGCGCGAGAGGUGUCGAAGCAAGAGUUCAUCGAGCGAUUCGAGAAGCCCCGCCUCCCGUGCAUCAUCACCGAGGCCAUGGACGGUUGGCGCGCGAACGAGACGUGGACGAUCGACGCGCUGAAGGAAAAGUUUGGAUCGCACCGGUUCAAAGUCGGCAGCGACGACGACGGGUACGCGGUCAGGCUGAAGUUUUCGCACAUCCAUCACUACCUCACGGACGAGACGCACGCGAAGGACGACUCGCCUCUGUACAUCUUCGACGGAUCGUUCGGCGAUAAGGAAGGGUCGAUGCCGCUGCUCGACGACUACGCCGUCCCGGAGUACUUCGCCGAGGACUUGUUUCAGCACGUCGGCGAGAAGCGACGGCCGCCGUACCGCUGGGUCGUCAUCGGGCCGCCGCGAUCGGGAAGCAGCGUUCACGUCGACCCGCUCGCGACGUCGGCGUGGAACGCGUUGAUCAGCGGGCACAAGCGUUGGUGUCUGUUCCCGCCGACGCCAGGCUUGGAGAAGGCGCACCUCAAGCCGAAAGGGAUCGGCCUCGACGGCGAGUCCGUGACGUGGUUUAACAAGAUGUACCCGAGGACGCGAGGGGCGGCGUGGCGCGACGCCGGGCGACCGCCGCCCAUGGACGCGGUGCAGCGCCCGGGCGAGAUCAUGUACGUCCCGGAUGGCUGGUGGCACGCGGUGUUGAACCUCGAUCACACCGUCGCGGUGACGCAAAACGUCGUCACGACGUCCCGGUUCGCCAAGGCGUGGAGGAUGACGAAGCGGGGGCGACCGAAGAUGAGCGCGAAGUGGCUGGAGAAGUUGCGUCUGAGGCGGCCGGAUUUGGCCGCCGUCGCCGACGCGCAGCCGCGGCGCGGCGAGGAGAGCGCGCACGAGGUCACGAGCUCGUCGUCGAGCUCGAGCUCCAGCACGGAGACGUCCACGGACGACGAGGCGGAGAAGCGGGAGGAGGAGAAGAAGGAGGCGCGCGAACGCGCGAGGGCGGCGGUGAACGACGACACGCUGCGGCGGAUGGCGGCGGAGAGGAGGGAGAGGUGCGGCGCGGGCGCGGAGCGAGGGGAGCGAGGGCCGGGGUCGCCGAGCGAGCGUUCGAAGAGCAAGAGCUCUAAGAGCAAGAGCGAGUCGAAGUCGAAGUCGAAGUCGAAGUCGAAGUCGGAGUCGGGGCGGAAACGGAGCCGCGUCGACGUCACGAUGGAGGACGCCGCGAAGUGAGCGAAUCGAGUCGAGUCGAGUCGAGUCGAGCGACGACGAAGUCGGGGAGGCCGCGAGGAACGCGUCAGUCGCCCCGCGAACGAAAAUUACCAUCAUGAGGUAUAUAUUGCGUUCUACGAAGACGUUUAAUACAACACAGACCAAAACGCG